GUAGGUCAGUGGGUCAACCGAAUCUCUUUCACUCUGUGCCAGCAUUUCACCCGUGAUAUACUCGAGCACUGCUGUUUACAUUUUAACUGUUGAACCUGUGGCUGUUCACCGACACUUUUGUACUUGUUUGGUUGCACUACACUGUCCAGAAAAGUUGGAAUUUAAACUGAGACAGAGCAAGAUAACGGGACGGAGUGGGCCUACUGCAUUCCCGCGCAGUCACGCUUGCUUUUGUUUUAGAAAGCGUUCGUCGUAGGCAAAGUGCAGACUGGAAUCGUGUGUAGCCUAUGGUGGACAGAAGGCAACUGAAGUUAAGCAAUAGAGUCAACGUUUUGUGACAGGCGACGAGAAAUAUAACUGCAGUAUCUACAUCAAAAAUUCUUGUUUUGGUGGAAACGAAAAUUGUAAAGCUUGAAACAUAAGACUAUGGAAUGGGAGUCUAGAGAUCGUGUGGGAUCAGGUGUACUAGAUUUCGACAAUGACAUGAACAUCCUGUGCCAGAUUUGCUCGGACAGAGCAUCGGGGUUUCACUACGGAGUACACUCAUGCGAAGGGUGCAAGGGCUUCUUCCGACGAACUGUCCAGCAAAACUUGACCUACCGCCCGUGCCUCAACGCUGACCAGUGUGAGAUCAAACGUAGCAGUCGUAACCAGUGUCAGUCCUGUCGACUCAAAAAGUGCAUCGACAUGGGCAUGUCCAGAAAUGCUGUUAGGUUUGGUCGAAUGUCCAAGAAAGAGAAAGCCAAAUUGCAGGCAGCUAGGCAGGAAGUGGUGAGCCGAAUCAAUCCUGACACUCCCUCUACUGAGCCCCUCGACCUCAGCCAGUCGUCCAAUCAGGACCCGCCAAGUCAAGCUGAACCCAGACGCGACAGUUCUUUGCAGUAUCACAAAAUUGCCGAACUUGAGAAGGGGCACAUUCCCAGUGGGAAACGGUCGGCAGUAAGUGCCCUCAUGAAUGGUGCAGUUACCAUCAAUGGUUUGUCCAGGAAGUCGCCAAGGCAACCGACACUGGAGGAAGAUGCCAGAGCAUAUCUCGGUCUGGUUGCCUCCCCCCAUUACACCUAUCCACUGGUGCUUGGGGAUCCCAGUUGUUACUCCGCGACAUCCCACCUGCGAUAUCUAGCUUCAAUGCCACAUCUAGCACCCGAGAAAUCCUCGGGCACAGCACCAUUAGCCCCUCUAGAACCUCUUACACAAAGCUCAGAUGAGAAAUCCAACACAAUUAAGUCAGAAAUUGCCCCAAAGAAAAACGGAAUAGUUCGAGACUCUACUCUGGCCGAGCAGAGGCUGACGCAUCCUGAGCCAAUUCAAGGACAGUUGGCGCUUGUAGAAUCUCACAGUGCAAAGCAUGAAGGUUUUCCCAGUAAAUCUGGACGCAAUGCAGUUCUCCAGUACCAGAAUGGUGCCAAAGUUCUCUUAAGUGUCUCUCAGAGAAAUUUCAGGGACAGGGCCCACAUACACACGCCCUCACCAGCGGAAGACGAGCUCGGUGCCCCCAGGAGUAAACGCAAGUGCAAUUCUUACCCGCCAAGUAGCACAGUGAAUGCAAAGAGCUCUGCCUCGAGUGGCAGUCUGAAAACGAGAAUGCCAUUGGGAGAUGCCAUCACCAUGGAGAAAGGACGCCAUCUUGGAUUAGAGCAAGAUGGAAUCAAUACCGUGGACACCAUUUGCGGAGCGUAUGCGGAAGGAAUGGAAGAACAGUGGACCAAUCUUGAGAACAUUCUCCUGGCUGCUGUUAGGAAGCAGAUACCGGAAGAAAUUCCCAACUCUCUCCAAACCUCUCAGAAAGCAGAGAAUCAUUCCUCGGAGAACAGCAAUCUAGAGACCAGCCGAGAGGAAGCCUUCUCCAAUCGUUUUUCCCCUGCUAUCGGUCGCAUUGUGGCCUUCACCAAAUCCAUCCCAGGAUUCAGCGACAUCCCACACUCAGAUCAGGUUGUCCUUCUGAAGGCUGGCUGUUUUGAGGUUUUGUUACUUCAGCUGUGUGAGAUUCUGGAUGUGAAUCAGGACACUAUCCAUCUGGUUGGCCAUAGGUUCGCAAGGGACAAGCUCCAAGAGACGAAGCUUGGGGGGCUGAUGGACGCCAUGUUCUCCGUUGCCGAGCAACUCAAAACCCUCCAGCUGACCCAGUCGGAGACGGUGCUCCUACAUGUCGUUGUCUUGAUCGCCUCAGACCGCAAAGGUCUUGCAGACGCUGAAAGCACUCGUAGGCUCCAGACUCGACUACUAGGUCUCCUAGAGCGAUAUUUGUAUCUCAGCCAUGGCUCAGACACGACCGUCUUCCACCGCUGCUUACAGAUUGUCUUGGACCUACGCAACCUCAAUGUGCAACAUGCUGAAACUCUCCUUGCCUACCAGUCUUGAUGUGCCGGAUCUUCAAGACAUCAUUCCAAGGACCUCUGAAAUAAAUCAGUUGCGCCCGCUAAGUCAUGUGACCUACAGUGGGUAUCAAAUAUCAACAAACAUGGUGGCCCUCAUUGCAAAGUAUGUUUU
Messenger RNA from Acanthaster planci (crown-of-thorns starfish), 2490 nucleotides. Its product is annotated as nuclear receptor subfamily 1 group D member 2-like. NCBI's taxonomy places the organism in Eukaryota, Metazoa, Echinodermata, Asteroidea, Valvatida, Acanthasteridae. Gene Ontology annotation, biological process: hormone-mediated signaling pathway; negative regulation of transcription by RNA polymerase II; cell differentiation. Gene Ontology annotation, molecular function: nuclear receptor activity; zinc ion binding; RNA polymerase II cis-regulatory region sequence-specific DNA binding. The record is from RefSeq and is a predicted model, not a curated record.